AUUUCUCCUUUUUAACUGGGCGCGCUGCUUCCUUCCCGAGCAAGGGUUUCCGCGGUUGCGGACGCCGCUGGAGAAAGGGUGAGCCACAUCCCCGCUGGCAGCACCUGUCGCAGGUGCGCGUGGGUCACGUGGCUCUGCCGUCGGUCUUCGGGAGCCGCGCCAGCUUCCUUCCUUUCAGGCGGUUCUCCGCUUGCGUGACCGGACCGGAUUAGGGAAUGCGGAUAGAGUUGGCCGUCGCUCGUUAGUUCUCGGGGAAAACAAAACAAACCAAAAAAGAAAAAGAAAAACCCUGAAGGAGGGAGAGGUAUUCAGGCCGCCUUCCAUUAAGACGGUGGCGAUUCGGCGGAGCGAAGAUGAGCAAGAUCCAGAAGUUUUUCAAGGGCGGCGGCGGGUCUGGCUACUCCAAGGGCAAGGGGAAAGGAGGCCCCACCCCGCAAGAGGCUUUAGCGCGGUUGCGGGAGACGGAAGAAAUGCUGACCAAAAAGCAGGAAUACCUGGAAGCCAGGGUCGCCAAGGAAUUGGCCCUGGCUAAGAAAUACGGCACCCGAGACAAGCGAGCUGCACUGCAGGCACUGAAAAGAAAAAAGAGGUAUGAAAAACAGUUGAGCCAAAUUGAUGGGACUCUUUCCACUAUUGAAUUCCAGCGCGAGGCUCUUGAAAAUUCCCACACAAAUACAGAAGUGUUCAAGAAUAUGGGCUAUGCUGCUCAGGCCAUGAAAAAAGUACAUGAAAACAUGGAUUUGGACAAAAUUGAUGACAUGAUGCAAGAUAUCACUGAGCAACAAGAUAUUGCCCAAGAAAUCACAGAGGCUCUCACAAGAAGAGUUGGCGAUGACUUUGAUGAGGAUGAACUGUUGGCAGAAUUAGAAGAACUGGAGCAAGAGGAACUCAAUAAUAAGAUGAAAAAUGUUCAUUUACCAAGUGUCCCAGCAACCCCAUUGCCUUCUCAUCCUGCAUCUUCAAAGAAGAGGGUGGAAGAUGAUGAUGAAGAUAUGCAGCAACUGACAGCAUGGGCAACUUAACAGCAAUUUCUCACUGGCUUCAAGGGAAUAAUACGGGAAUAUCAUGGAAGGACUUCAUGGAAUAGUGCUUAUGUUUUAUACAGAGUGUAGCUGUGUGGAAUUUUGGCCAAAAUUGGUCUUUGGUGGAAUAUGUGUAUAUAUUUUAUAUAGUCUUGUAUAUAUUAUUUUGUUUUUUAAAAAAGCCAGCAUUCUCAAGUAUGAACUUUCUCCUUUCGGUAUAUCCAGACAUACCAUUUUUAUGCUAACGAAACCAGAUAACAAGCAAGACUGAAUUUUAAUUAAUGUUAUUCUUCUUAGCUGAUACUCUUUUAAUGCACAGAACAUGUGUAGGUUGGAAAACCUAUUGGUGCAAUAGCAAGUAGUAUAGUGAUUUGAAAGAGAAUUAAAAUUGGCUUGAUUUUGGAAUCUUGUUUCCAAAUAUUUUUCUAAACAAAAUUAUUAAAACUCAUGGUCCUUAGGUUGACUAGAGAAAUCCUGUAGCAAUUUUGCACCAAGUUCUUUGUUUUCUGUGAUUCUUCUAUAAUGCCAAUGGCUUGUUCAAAGCAAAAAUGAAGAAUUUGUACCUUAAAAACUAAGAUGAUGAAAAUGGAUCUCUGUCGAAAGAGAGGGUGGAUGCAUAUUCUCUAUGCAGAAGACAGGACCAAAAUAAGUGGAUUAAAACUAGAAGAAGUGGGUUCAAGGUAGACAUCAGGAGGACCGUUCUGACUGUAUGAGCUGUCAUCUACAAUAACAGAGACUGUAGAAAAAGCUGUUAUAGAAGUUUUAUGAGGUUUUUUUCCAGUGAAGUUCUUCAGUGGAGAUGGGUGAACAUCUAGCAGAUCUUGCAUUGAAUAGAUAACCUCUUAAGAUCCUUCCAGUUCUGUUCUGUGAGAGAUCAUCAUAGAAGGAAGAGUGCUAUAGAUCCAUUACCAGCUGUGUUUAGAUGAUUGGCAUGCCUUGAAAUUGGAUAUCCCAGGGGUAGUUUAGAAAAGAGCUUUGGAUUGAUUGACUUUCAGGUUGUUUAUAAUCCUGAGCAGUCUCAGGGAUAAGAGUCCACUACCCAUCUAAGAGCUGGAGUAAUUGAUUGUCCUACUCCAUGUUUAAUGGAUUGGGAAUUAGUGAUUCUGAACUAUGUUAUACCAUGGUUGGUUUUUUUAAAAAAGGUUUUCCCUGCCUGCAUAAGUCAUUAAAACACUUAGAGUCCAUCACUUCUGUCUUAUCCCAAAUGCACUUAAAACUAAUCUAGAAUAUUCAUAUUUUAUCAAGAACCUACUUAAUCACUGAGUAUAAAAGGUGAUAGAGACAUUCAAUCUAAUGCAUCCAGGGAAACUAUGAUGCACUAUGCAGUCUAAAAUACUGGGGAUAUGAUUUGGUUUAUUCAAAUUUAGUAGCACAAACUUUUACUGAUUUUUAUGUAAAUUAGAUUAAUUUGGUUUUAUAAAAGGGAAAAAAGUAGAAUGAAUUAUUUUGGCUGAGUGAUCAGCAAGUCAUAAUUGAGUUUAUCAGCCUUUUUAAAAAUAGGAGGUCAUAAUUCAGUAAAUCAGAUGGAUUACAUUAAAGUAAUUGUGUACUGGAUUCAUAUAUAUUUUCUUGAGGGCAGAAAGACAUUGCAGUAUCUUGUCAGGCAGAAAAGUUAUAAUACCUUAUGAUUGUAGUUUUUAAACGAACCUUAUUCUAUUUCUUCAUUUUUUUGGUUUGGAUAGUAUAGUUCUCUUUAAAUAUUUCAAUACAAUAAUUUAUAUGAUGUUUAUGUAUCUUCUUUGAGCUAUCUUUUUUUUAAAUCUGGGAAACAGAUCAUAUGAAGAAAAUUUUUUAAAUUUCCCCAAAUAGUAGGCAGGUUUCAAAAUUAUUAUGGAUGUCAGCUUUUUUUUUUUCAUCCCUGAAAUUAGUCUCUGCAUAUGCAACUUUUUUUUCUAGCCCCUCUCCCUUUUGAAUUUUAAUUUAAAUGACAUUACUGUUACUUUCAUGGAAUAUAAAAGAUUUAAAUAUUCUAAUAAGUAUUAAAUUGUGCAAUUUAAAAUCUGACAUUGCUUUUUUACAAGAAACAUAUUCCACAAGGAAAUAUAUAUGCAGGACAUUUAUUAUUGUGUAACUUUGUGGAAAUUCAACAUUUACUAAGUCUAUAGGGUCUGUGAUUUACUGCUCUAAUCAUAAAACAAUAAGUGAGCCAGAACAAUUUUUAACAAUGGUCAUUAAAUAAUGCGCUACAUGUACUGAACUUUAGGGUCUAAGGAUUAUCCAGAUAUAUCGCACAGGAGUUUUAACAUCUUUUUACUUUAGUAUAGGAGAUCAGAUAGUUCCUUUAUUAAAUCGCAAUAUUAUCCCACCUAAAUUUAAUUCUCGAAAUGGAAAAUUUUGCAUGUUUUUAUAUUAGAAUUUAAUAUAGGGAUAGCAGCUUUUAAGUUCACCAUAGCAGGAUCAUAUUAAACUCCAGAUAUGUUCCCAAUUCAAUUAUUUUUUAGUAUUUUGGUGUUAAGAUGAAUGGAUGGAUAAACAUGCUUUAAAAUUUUCUCCCUAGAUUCAGUAGUUUAUAAUCUAGUGACUAUUUGAUACACCUUUAAAACAUCAUGGUUGUAUUAUUAUGAUUCAUGAAAAAAUUAAAGCAGAAAUUUUGAGAAAAAGAAGAAAAAAAAAUUCUGUAUGCAAAGAUAUGCACUUAUAUUACAUAAAGGUUUUUGGAGUGUAGGACAUGGAAUUAAUUCCCUCUGUGCACUUAAUACCUAUAUUGGUAGUGAGAAGAAAGACCCAAUAAACUACUGGUCCCUUGAUAAAUGCAGUUAAACCAAUAUUUCUAUUAUCAAAGACGUUGGGAUAAAAUAUUUAAUAAUUCCAAUUUAACCAAUAAUUAGUGAUACUAUUACAUCUAUGAAAACAGGAAAAGUUCUAAGCCUGAUGACUUAUCACAUUGACUAUUACAUACAUACAUAUACACAGAAAUUCCAGUAUAAUUGGAAGUAUUAAUUUAUAAUACUUUUCUUGAAAAACAUUUUUUCUAGCCUCUGCUAGUGAGCCUUAAAUAGCUGUGAUUUUGAUAGCUUCUAAAGAACCUGCUGACUAUACAACUUUCUUAAUACUGAUGCCAAAAGAACUGACUGUGACUCUGUCAUGCAGUUUUCAGGUAAUAUGAUUCCUGAUUAUCCAUCUAGCACCUAUCUGGUUUUAUAAAAAGAGAAGUGUCUUAUAAUAUUAUAUUACUAAUAUAAUGAUACAAUAACGAUUCAAUAACGAUUUUAUAAUUGUAAGAGAAAAAGCCAUUGAUGUUGAUGUAAGUUGUUCAUUUAAAAUUUUAAGUCAACCUACUUUAGAUGGCUUGUAUUAUAACCAAUUAUAACCAAUACACCAACUAAAUCAACACAAAAACAUGGGCAAUUUCAUUCUAUGCCAACUGUAAUUUCCAAGUAAUCUUCAAGAAUAGUUCCAUGUAGAUUGAAUUAUAGGUAUUUAAACUAGGAACUGAUGAAGAUAAGUCACCACUGCCAUGACUACUAGUCCAAGAAAAUUCACUACUGGUGGAGCAAUUGGACGUAGGCAAAGAUUCAUCUUACCAUGAAACACAUUCUGUUUUCAUAGAAAGUUUUGAAACUAAGAGAAUCCCCAGCUUGUGACCAAAAUAUUCAGAUUAUCUCAGCCAAAGAUGUCUGAACUACUUUGGUGCAAGAGGGCCUGUUAUUGUAAUAGUAGCUCAUCCUUACUGAGUUCCUCCUGAAUCUGUUCCUUCACAUGGAUUCAGAUGAAACUUUUGAAACAAGACUUGAUCAAAUACAGACUUUUUAUUUUUAAAAAUAAAUUGGAUUAAUACAUAGUUCUUAAAUCUGCUAGUAUUGUUAUGACAAUGGAAAUAUUUUCAUCAAUAUGUGUUGUGGAACUCAUCAUCAACUUAAACUGCUACUGGAUAGUUCUUUUCCUUUUUCUCUCUCUCUCUUUAAAUUACAACAAUAAAAAAUGGUCCACAAAGAGUACAGAUGCAUCUGAAAAUUCUUCCCUUUUCUAGAGCUCGUGAUGACACCUCUGUUGAAAAAUAAUGGUAGUAAUUGCCUACUGCAGUCUUUUUCAAUACGUUGCUCUUCAAAUGACUCAGACUACAACUGUCAUUACCCCAAGCCAGCAGUCACUGGAAACAGAAAUUAAUCUAGUGGUUAAUGCAAGAAACUGGGAGAUUGUGUACAAUUUUUGUGUACAUUUUUUGAAGUAUCAUUUCAAAAUAGUUCUCUGACUGAUCUAUGGUCAUCAGCUUUAGUUAUACCAAUCUUUUAAAAGGGUGACCCUAGUUCAGUAGAAAAUUAUAGACCAAUCUCUCUGUGCUUACAUGCAAAGUUAUGGAAUCGAUUAUAAACCAAUCCAUUGUUCACAAGUUAGAAUCAAACAACUUGCUAUCUGACAAACAGUUUAGCUUUAGGAAAAACUUGUCCUGUUUUUUACAACUUUUGCACUGUAAAAACAUCUGGACUACACGUCUUGAUCAAGGUAAAGCUGUAGAUGCAAUUUACAUAGUUUUUGAUACAGUAGUACAUGAUAAACUGCUGUUGAAAUUAAACUCUUACAGCAUUUCUGGACCUUUGCACAAGUGGAUUGCUGCUUUCCUGCCUAAUAGACUGCAGAAAGUCAAAAUAGGGAACUCAGUGUCUAAUCCUGAAUCAGAUAACUAGUGUUCCACAAGGCAGCGUUUUAGGUCCCAUGCUUUUCUUGCUCUAUAUCAACGACUUAUGUGAUCAACUUAAUACUACAGAUAAUUCUGUUGUUUUGCAAAAUGAUCUUGACUAUCUGUCUGAAUGGUCAUCUAUCGGGCAAUUUCAAAUUUCGAUUAAUAAAUGUUCUCUCUUACAUAUUGGUAAACAUAAUCAGAAUGUCAAAUAUAAGCUAGGUAGUAUUGAUCUAGCAGAUGACCCUCACUUUGUCAAGGACCUAGGUGUACUUAUUUCUGAUGACUUAUGUUCCAAGUUCAUUGUAACAGCGUUGCUAAAAAAGCAUUAAGAGUUAUAAAUUUAAUUUUAUGGAGCUUUUUUUCUGGAAACAUUGUAUUGCUAAUUAGAGCUUAUAAAAAUUAUGGUAGACCAAUCUUAGAGUAUUGUUCAACUGUUUGGAAACCCCGCCAUAUAUCUGACAUCAGUUUAAUCAAGGGUUCAGAUUUUUCACGAGAAAAGUUUUGUACUCUUUUUGUUAUAAAAAGUUUUUAUUGGUCAAAAAAAAUUUAUGCAAAUACAUAUCAGGUAUGGUAAAUUUUCAUUUUUCUUAUACAUGAUAAGAAUUUUACUCAAAAUUUUAAACACAUACAACAGCCAUAUGGCAAGCAGGUGAUACGAAGUAGCUAAGUUUCAAUCUUACACAAUAAGGAAGGGUCAAGAAUAAUCAGAAUAUCAUACGAAAGAGAAUAAGGAAAACCAACACAAUACCAAAUAUCUUUGUCACUUCCUAGUUUUGGAUCUCAGAGUUUUGUACUCUUUUGUACACAAUAGAAUUCCCUACUAGGCUCGAAAUUCUCGGUUCAGACCUAAGUAUUGCAUACAAAAUUAUACGUAGUAAUGCUUUACCUGUAAGUGACUUUUUUUGUUUUAAUAGCAAUAAUAUGUGCGCGAACAACUGCUUUAAACUCCGUGUAUAUCGUUCUAAACUUGACUGUAAAAAAUAUGAUUUCUGUAAUAGAAUUGUCAAAGUCUGGAAUGCUCUACCUGAUCCAGUUGUCUCAGCUACAAAUUUUUAUAGUUUUAGUUCAAAUUAACUUCUGUGGAUCUUACUUCAUAUUUAAGUGGUCAGUAGAGGAGGUGUGCAUAAGUGCACAAUCGUGCCUAUCAUCCCUGUCAUUGUAUUUUUUUCUUUUUUUCUUUUAUUCUUGUUCUUUUUGUUUUAUUAUUUAUUUAUUUAUUUAUUAUUUAGAUUUUUAUACCACCCUUCUCCCGAAGGACUCAGGGCGGUGUACAGCCAGAUUAAAAAACAGUACAAUAUACAAAUUAAAACAAAAAUUAAAAUAACAUAUUCUAUAAAUGGCCGAAAAUUUAAAACCGUCAAAUUUGACCCAUAAAAUUCAUAAAAUACCCCAAUUAAAAUUAUUAAAAUUCAAAAGUUAAAAAAAUUAAGCCAGUCCCGCUUGGAUAAACAAGUGCGUUUUCAAUUCACGGCGAAAGGUCCGAAGGUCAGGUAAUUGACGCAAACCAGGGGGAAGUUCGUUCCAGAGGGUAGGUGCUCCAACAGAGAAGGCCCUUCCCCUGGGGGCCACCAGCCGACAUUGCUUGGCGGACGGCACCUUGAGAAGACCCUCUCUGUGUGAGCGUACAGGUCGGUGGGAGGCAUAAGGUAACAGCAGGCGGUCCCGUAAGUACCCGGGCCCUAAGCUAUGGAGCACUUUAAAGGUGGUAACCAACACCUUGAAGCGCACCCGAAAGACCACAGGUAACCAGUGCAGACUGCGCAAGAGCGGUGUUACGUGGGAGCAGCGUGAGGCUCCCUCAAUCACCCGCGCAGCUGCAUUCUGAACUAACUGAAGCCUCCGAGUGCACUUCAGGGGUAGCCCCAUGUAGAGAGCAUUGCAAUAAUCCAGACGAGAAGUGACAAGAGCGUGAGUGACCAUGCAUAAGGCAUCCCGGUCAAGGAAGGGGUUUUUGUUUGACAAAUUAUAAUAAAAUAAAUAAAUAAAUAGUUAGUUAGUUCUAAUCCCACUUUAGGCAAGAAGGCCACUUUCUCAGCCCAAUCCACUAUAUACAAUAUAUAAGCAUCCAUAGCCAUCCUUUAAAAAAUAGCAGCAAGAAUACUAGCUAGCCGUACUCUUCUCCUGCUUAUAGAAAUUAUUUUUUUGUCUGCAGUUUAUGGACAGUUUAUGUAUGCAGUUUGUCCAUUAUAUCUGAAGUAUGCUAAAUUGCUCUGUUAAACUGAGUAUUUGCUUAUGCCACCAUAAUCAAUGGGCCUACUCUGAGUAUGAAUAAACUUAGAUCUAAUUCUAGACCUUAUUGUAUAUAGAAUCAUAGGACCUGAAGGGAACUUGUAGGUUUUUUUUAGUCCAACCCCUUGCCCAAGGCAGGAGUGCUUAUAAAAGAAUAACAGAGUUGGAAGGGAUCUUGGAGGACUUCUAGUCCAACCCACUGUGCAGACAGGAAACUCUAUACCACUGAUAGUUAAUCUUUUUGAUGCCGAGUGCCCAAAGCCUGUGUGCAUGCUAAUGCACACGUGUGCCCAAACCCCCCAAAUGCAAUGCGAGCUCCCCCUGCAUGUAUACGCAUCCUCAUGCAUGUGUGCGCCCCCCGCACAUGUGCCCCACCUCCCAUGCAGAUGCUCCCCUGCACCCUCUUUGGCUUCCAGGUUGGUGCAGGUGGCUCUCCAGGCCCAAAAUGAAGCAGGGAGGGCCCUCGCACAGCCCCUCAGUGCCCUAUUUUGGGGCUGUACUCCCCGUGUAUUCCCCGUGCAUGCGACCCACGUGCAUGUGACCCACCCCCCACAUGCACACACAUUCCCUGCAUGCGUUCUGCCCCCCGCACAUGUGCAGCAGAGGCCUGAAAACUGCUGGUUGGCAGGAGGCAUGUGUGCAUGCAUGGUGGAGCUGGGCUGGGGCAACGGCUGGCGUGCCUGCAGAGAGGGCUCUGUGUGCCACUUGUGGCACGUGUGCAAUAGGUUCGCCAUCACGGCCCUAUGCCAUUUAUACCAUUUCAAACAAAUGCUUGUCCAAUCUCUUCUUAAAAACUUACAGUGUUGGAGUGCCCACAACUCCAGGAGACAAGCUGUUCUACUGAUUAAUCACUCUGUCAGGAAAUUCCUUAUUUCUUCUGAUGAAUUUUCACCUAUUGCUUCUUGUCCUUCUCUCAGGUACUAUGGAAAAGAAGUCAAUACCCACUUCCCUGUGACAGCACUUCAAAUAUUGGAAAACUAUUAGGUUUCCCUUAAGCCUUCUCUUCAUUAGGCUAAAUAUACUUGCUUCCUUGGCCAUUUAUCAUACGAUGUAGUCUCCAGACCCCUUAUCAUCUUUGUUGUUCUUCUCUGCACUCAUUCUAGGAUCUUGGAUUCUUUUUUAUAUCAUGAUCAGAACUGGACACAAUAUUCCAACAGAAUGAUCAUGUCCUGUGAACUUAUGCUAUCCUGUUGAUGCAGUUUAGGAUUAUGUUGGCUUUUUUGGCAGCUGUAGAACACUGCUGACUCAUACUUAAGUGGUGAUCCACCAGGACACCUAAAGCCCUCUCACAGAUACUACUGUUGAGCCAGGUACUGCCCGUCCUAUACUCAUGCAUCUGUUUUUUCUUGCCUAUGUGAAGGCUCUUACUUUUCACACUGCUGAAUGGCAUCUCAUUGGGUAAUAUCUUUCUGAAUUCUGAAGCUAUCUUCCAAAGUGAUAUCAAUUCAUCCCAGCUUUGUGUCAUCCACAAAUUUGAUGAGUGCCUUCAGUCUCCUCAUCUAGGUCAUUUAUGUAGAUAUUGAAGACUUAAUUCCCACAUUUAAAUUUACUUCACAAAUCAAAGGAAGACAUCUGUCAGAAAUGAAAAUUCAUUUAUUCUUAUAUAAAUAAUCAAAUCAUUGUGAGCUGUUCUUAAUAUAAUCCUCACUUGACUUACUUUAUAUUUUCAAACUCUUAAUUAUCUUCUUUUAAGCAUUUUUAGAUAUUUACUUAGCAUUUCAUAAUGGGAAGUCUUAUAUUGCUUUGAGUGAAGGAAGAAGCCCUCAGUAGCAUUCCUAGAAUUCCAAUGAAACUGAGUCAGCUAUUAUGUUAUUUAUUAUUUAUUCAAACAAUCUUUUAAAAUGCAGGCCAGAACAACACUCAAGCUAUUUUGUGGUCUCUAGAUGGAGCUGUGGAUUCAAUAAUAUUCUGUAACUUGUUUGACAAAAUCUACUAAAAUACCUACUAUUUCAUGCUAUGUUUCUCCUAUGAGAAAAUCCAUAGCCCUGGAAAUCUUUGAGGAUAUGUAAAUAGUAUUUACUGUUUUGGCAGGGUCAUUGCUUUGUGAAAUCUAUUUGAAUUGGCUGUAUAAAAACUGCUGUAGCGAUAAAUCUCCACUCCACCUACCUUGUGGCCUUUAAUGCAGUUGUUGAAUUUCAGCAGCACAAAAAAGAAGUAAAAAUAAAAACUUGUUUUCAUUUCCUAGAAUCUGUUCAGAUGAAUAAAGGGACCAUUUUCUGAA
Molecule: messenger RNA, 10093 nt
Organism: Ahaetulla prasina
Lineage: Eukaryota; Metazoa; Chordata; Lepidosauria; Squamata; Colubridae
Gene: CHMP4C
Product: charged multivesicular body protein 4C
Exons: 5
Coding region: 354-1022 (222 amino acids)
Biological process (GO): vesicle budding from membrane; late endosome to vacuole transport via multivesicular body sorting pathway
Cellular component (GO): cytoplasmic side of plasma membrane; multivesicular body; ESCRT III complex
Source: RefSeq, a predicted model, not a curated record